Molecule: messenger RNA, 804 nt
Organism: Salvelinus namaycush (lake trout)
Lineage: Eukaryota; Metazoa; Chordata; Actinopteri; Salmoniformes; Salmonidae
Exons: 3
Coding region: 1-804 (267 amino acids)
Source: RefSeq, a predicted model, not a curated record
AUGGUUCGAACAUUGAACAAUAUGGCGGAGCUGAGAGCUUCUAGGUUUGGUCAUCCUUGGCCCAGGCACGGACUCAAGCUCCUUUUCUGGUUCGCCAACGAUUACAUCGUCUUCAACGAUGACAACCAGAUGUUUGCAAAUUACGACCCCGAAGAGGGAGACUUUGGUUUCCAUCACUUCCGGAACAGACGUGAGUGUGAAAACGCCGUCUGCAAGAGGCUGCUUCCUGAUGAUGGCUACCCAUUCUAUGAGGUGGGCAACCUCCACCUUAUAGCAUCUGAUUCCAUGCCUGAGUAUGUCAGGAAGUACAACACUGGUGACAUAGAUACCAGCAACAUGGACCGCCUCAUCAUCAGUAUGCGUCCAGACAUGACAGUGGAUAAGGUCUAUGUGACCCAGCACGAGGACCUGAGGAGCUUCGACCCGGUCAACACCUAUCGCAUCAGCAGGGGGUUGCUCAUGAUCAUAUGCGGCCAUCCAUUCGCGGACAUGUCAUUUAGGAACUUCCUGGAACAGGCGGGCUAUUCCACCCACGAGCCAAUGAGAUAUAUCGAUCAGAGUUCUAGUACCGCCCAAAUCGAAUUCUCAAGCCCCGCACCCAGGGAGUCUAGGGACACCAGAAUGAAUAUGGAAGAGGGCUUCUUCUCAGGCAGGUUCUACCUAGAGGUGUUGGUGAAGGGGAAGACUUCUGGGAAGUUAGGAGUGGUCAGAGAGUCUGUGGGGAGGAAGAUGGAACAGCACUCCAGACUGACGGAAGAGGAGAAAGAGAUGGAGAGUGACGGAGAAAAACAAAGAGAGGUAUGA